Molecule: messenger RNA, 4556 nt
Organism: Amphibalanus amphitrite
Lineage: Eukaryota; Metazoa; Arthropoda; Thecostraca; Balanomorpha; Balanidae
Exons: 2
Coding region: 177-3341 (1054 amino acids)
Biological process (GO): DNA integration
Molecular function (GO): nucleic acid binding
Source: RefSeq, a predicted model, not a curated record
CAAGCAAAAAUAUUUUUUACGGCAAUGCUGGAUCAGCAGGAUGCUCAUACGUUUCCAUACGUGACCUCAAGGUUUACUUCACAUAUAAUAAAAAUUCGUUGGCAAAAUGUCAACUGGUUAACGAGUUAUCACAUUUUGGCCACUUCCGAACUCAAAUAGCGGCUGUGUGCACCGCCAUGGGGAGACUCAAGAAGCUGGAGAAGAGCCUGAUGCGGGAUCCCAAGAAAGCUGAAGCCUACGGAGCGGCGAUCCGAGCGUAUGUCAACGCCGGUCACGCACGAAAGCUGCCCAGGGAAGAAGCUGAGAAACCGCAUGAGAAGCUCUGGCUACUUCCUCAUCACGCUGUAGUCAACCCCAACAAACCCAAGCUGAGAGUGGUCUUCGACGCAGCAGCCUCCCAUCUGGGCGUGUCUCUCAACAGCGAGCUGAUGAGGGGCCCAGACCUCCUCCAGAAUCUGGUCGGGAUUCUUCUUCGCUUCAGACAGGAGAAAGUCGCGAUCGUGGCCGACAUCACACAGAUGUUUCACCAGAUCCAGAUCCGUGAACAAGACCAGCCAGCACUGAGCUUCUUGUGGCGUGACCUCGACUCGUCGCGAGAGCCUGACAUGUACCGCAUGCUCGUCGCGAUCUUCGGUGCGAAAUGCAGUCCUGCUAUCGCGAACUAUGUCCUACAGAAAACAGCAGAAGAUGGCUGUUCAGGGACAGCGGAAUCUCUGAUCGCCAAAGAAGCAGUGUCAACUAGCUUCUAUAUGGACGACUUUGUGAAGUCUGAAGCGUCCGUAGAAGCAGCCAGAAUCAUGAAGACAGAAGUGACAAGUCUGCUGACCCACGGGGGCUUCAAUCUGACGAAGUGGGUUAGUAGUGAGAAGACAGUGCUGUCAGACGUUCCAGACCAAGAACGGGGAGUACUGAAAGAAGAAGACCGCUCUCCAGGGAACCCGUACUGCACAGUGCUGGGAUGCAAGUGGAUCCCAGAGGACGACACAAUCUCCGUCAAGAUCAGCCGACUCUCAGUACCUGCCACGAAGAGAGGGGUGUUGAAGCAAGCUGCCUCAGUGUAUGAUCCCCUGGGGAUGCUGACACCCUUCACUCUACUCGCCAAGAAGCUGAUCCAGGACCUCUGGCGAGAGAAGUUCGACUGGGAUGAGCCUCUGACCGGAGACGAGCUCCGCAGCUGGAUCCGCUGGCAAGAAGACCUCAAGUACGUGGAAGAAGUCCGUAUCCCGAGAUGGUAUCGCGCUCAGGGUCAGGAGUCAGAAGCUCAGUACGAGCUACAUCUCUUCAGUGACGCCUCCGAGCACGCCUUCGGCGCGAUAGCCUACGUCAGAGUGCUGUCGCAUGGUACCAGCUACUGUCAGUUCGUCAUGGCCCGCUCGAGACUGGCUCCGCUGAGACAGCUCUCCAUAGUUCGUCUCGAACUUCAAGGUGCCGUACUGGCAACCAGAGUGGCUACCACCAUCAAGAAAGAGAUCGACUACAACUUCACCAGAAUCUGCUUCUGGACGGACAGCCGCGUCGUGUUGCAGAUGCUGAAGAACGAGAGUCGAAGAUACCACACGUUUGUGGCUAAUCGUGUAUCCGAGAUCCACGAGUCUACGAGCCCAGAACAGUGGUUCCAUGUUCCAGGGACAGAGAACCCGGCAGACCUAUGCUCCAGAGGUCAAUCUCUGUCGACACUCAAGGAGGAAGACUGGUGGGACGGCCCGCCAUUCCUCAGACACAGUGAAGAGCUCUGGCCUCCACAGAGCGACGCAGGAGAGCUCAGUGCAGACUGCAAAGAGCUCAAGCGACCAACCGUCUGUACGCUGCAAGCGGCAAGUCGCGUCCAGACUCAAGAGCUACCUACUGAUUCAGCAAUUCCAGAUCCAGCGCGGUUCUCAUCAUGGCUGAAGUUCCGCCGCGUCGUUGCGUGGAUGCAACGUUUCAUCAAGAACGCAAGAAGUAAGGUCUCUGGGACAGCAGGGACUAGUGGACCUCUGCAAAGUGCAGAGAUCGAGGCAGCUGAACUCUGCAUUCUGAGAGCAGAGCAGAGAAAACCGCGGUUCUCAUCACCUCAGCACUUCUCCCACCUGUCACCCUUCCAUGACAGCCGUGGACUGCUGAGAGUGGGAGGCCGCCUCGGCCAGGCUCCGCUGGCGGAGCCCACGCGCCACCCAGUCAUACUGCAAGCUGACAGCGAGAUCACCAGACUGAUCAUCACAGACGCGCACAAGCGAGUUCUUCACUCCGGUUUGGAACUAACUCUCUGUGAAGUUCGAACCAAGUACUGGGUGGAGAAGAUGAGAUCUACAGUCAAGAAGCAGCUACAGAAGUGUGCGUUCUGCCGUAACCGCAGAGCCACCCCUCAGCCACCCAGGAUGGCUGACCUGCCAGAGGCGAGGUUUGACAUGAGACGGCCUUUCAGCACAGUGGGUCUAGACUAUCUCGGCCCACUGACAGUGAAGAAGUUCCGCAAGACGGAAAAGAGGUACGUCUUACUGCUUACCUGCCUCGCAACCAGAGCCGUGCACCUGGAGAUGACCGUCUCAAUGGACGCUGAAUGCUUCUUGAUGGCAUUGAGACGGUUCAUCGCUCGCAGAGGCAAGCCUCAAACGAUCUACUCCGACAAUGGGACUAGCAUAGUUGAAGGUGAAAGAGAACUCCGGGACCAGAUCAAACGCUGGAAUCAAGAACACAUCACCGACACGCUAAGUCAGAGCAACAUCAAGUGGGUGUUCCUCCCGCCUGCAGCUCCUCACAUGGGAGGCUCGUGGGAGCGCCUGGUUGCGACCGUCAAACGAGCCCUCAGAGUAGUGCUCGGCAACCAGUGCGUCUCCGAGGACGUUCUUCUCACCGCCCUGGCUGAAGUAGAGUUCAUGGUGAAUGGCCGCCCUCUCACCUACGUAAGUAGCGACCCACAAGAUCCAGAACCACUAACACCCAACCACUUUCUGCUGGGUGCUACUGACGCUCGAGAAGGACUACCUCCAGGAGUCUUCAAUGACAGUGACCUGAUCGGACGACGACGAUGGAGACAGACACAGAUCCUGGCUGACCAUCUGUGGACCAGAUGGCGCCGGAAAUACCUACCAUUUCUGGCUGACAGAAAGAAAUGGAGACAAGAGAGCAGAAAUCUGCAAGAAGGUGAUGUCGUGCUGAUGGCAGACACCUACAACACUCCAAGAGGUGACUGGCCUCUGGGCCGGAUCAUCAAAGUCUUCCCGGGAUCGGACGGGCGAGUCCGAUCAGCCGAAGUCAAGACUCGCAGCGGCACCUUCACCAGACCCGCACACAAGCUGUGUCUACUAGAGGGCGCUGAUGACGCCCGGCGACUGGUGGCGUGUGUGCCGGCCCGUCACUGAUGGCGCCCGGCGCGCGCUGCUGCCGGCUGGCCCGGCGCGCGCUGCUGCCGCCGGCUCGUCGUGCGCUGCUGUCGCUGCUGCUCACCUGCUGCCUCCGGCGCCGGCGCGCUGCGCCCGUCGCGCCCUGCUGCCGGCUGGCCCGGCGCGCGCUGCUGCCGCCGGCUCGUCGUGCGCUGCUGUCGCUGCUUGCUGCCGGCUGGCCCGGCGCGCGCUGCUGCCGCCGGCUCGUCGUGCGCUGCUGUCGCUGCUACUCACCUGCUGCCUCCGGCGCCCGCGCGCUGCGGCCGCCGCGCCCUGCUGCUGGUGAUACCCGGGCCGCCUGGUUGUGGGCGGCGCCCGAGCCGCUGAACCGGUGGCGGUAUCGGUCUUGUUCAGAGAGACGCCGGAGACGCGACUGCUGCCCGUCAGUGUCCGUCGUACACUGCAUUCCGGUGAAGAAGAGAGACUAAUCUCAGUGAUUGAGACAAUCCGGUGUUUCACCCGUGUUCGCGUAAUCUGUGAUCGACUCGCCGCGCUCAGUGAAUAUGUUACUCGUGAUUAAGUGAUGCGUUUAGUUAUUGCGUUCAGACAGCGACGCCUGCUGAGUUAGCAUACCAGUGUGUAUGAAGUUGAGACUAGUGGAAUGUUGCCUCAAGGCUCGCUGAUUCCAGUACCGUGGAUGGACCGCUGUGAGCUGCCGACUCUGCUCCUGAUGACUGCAGGGUCAACCGUACAGGUCAACCGACUGCCUCUACAGAGCUCUCCGAAGAAGUGUUAGCUGGCUGUGUCGAUCGCUGUGAUUUGUCCCACCGCUCUCGGAAGCAUUUGUUGGACUCAGGUCGAUAUCGUGUUCCCGUGUGUGAACACUGGCGGGGGAGGGUGUUGUGACACGCGAUAAUGAUUUAGUAGCACUGUCCUGCGGCGCUUAUAAUUUAGUUGCACUGUAUCGCGGCGUAAACGAAACUCGCGCGCAAUAAGUGUAUUUUCGUGUUACGGACACGCGUCAGCUGCGCAUUUUCUUUCUUUUGAGCCUACGCGUGGCCGCGGAAGGGCCAGUGGAUACCUAGUUUGGCACAGUGCCAACUGCCAGAAAUGACCUGCUAGACUGUGACGAGCUCAAACCAUUCGGAACACCUGCGUCGACCUGUCUCAGACACCAACUCAUUUAUGUUAUAUUUUGUUUACCUUCAGUCCAUCAUGCCUGUUUUUAUUUUCUAAUACACAGCAGCACUGACA